UGGCCUGUACAGACAGAUCACGCCCACUUCGCCGUCCUUCGGAGGCCUUCUCCCUCGUUGAGAAGUUGUCAUGCCUGCCACUCACGAGCUGCAACCAAUUGGGUGGUUUUAUCCUUUAGCUCGGAGUGGAAGACUUGAAGGCGCUCGCCGGUAACUGCCAUCCAAGAUGUCGGCUUCGUGUGCGUUCCCCAUGUGUGUGCGAGCGAGCCGGGGCCUCCUCAGGCUCCGCUGCGGUGCGCCCGCCGCGGUGGACGUCGUACGUACACUGUCCACGGACAAACCGGCGGCCGGGCACGACGGUGCGACGGGGGGUCUGGCUCAGGCGAUUCUCCAGGAGCGGCUCCAACAGCAGAGUCAGGGCCAGCCGCCUCCUGCAGAGGGCGUGGAAGCUGCGCGCGGCGGAGGCGAGCAGGCAGGCGGCGACAAGAAGCAGAAGGAGAACACUGCCUACGCCAAGAAGAUGGUGCUCAGGUUGGCGGGCCUCAUGGGCCUGGGCGGCGCCGUCAGCAUCGUCUACAUAUUUGGGACCAAUUCAGUAGACGAACAAGGAAACCAGAUUCCCGAUGAGUUCGACAAAGAACCUCCAGUGGUCCAGCAACUGAAGAGAACUGUCAAGUACUUCCAGGACUACAGACAGAUGAUCAUCGAGCCCACCAGUCCCAAACUGUUGCCAGACCCAGUGAAGGAGCCUUACUACCAACCUCCGUACACGCUGGUCCUGGAGCUCACAGAUGUCCUGCUGCACCCUGAGUGGUCGCUGGCAACCGGGUGGCGCUUCAAGAAACGUCCCGGCAUCGAUUACCUGUUCCAGCAGCUGGCGCCGCUCUACGAGAUCAUCAUCUUCACCGCAGAGACCGGCAUGACGGCGUACCCUUUGAUUGACGGCAUCGACCCGCAGGGUUUCGUCCUCUAUCGUCUCUUCAGAGACGCCACGCGCUACAUGGAUGGACAUCAUGUCAAGGAUGUGUCGUGUCUGAACCGCGACAGCAGCAAGGUGAUCGUGGUGGACUGCAAGCGCGAAGCGUUCAGUCUGCAGCCGUUCAACGGGAUGGCGCUCAAGAAGUGGGACGGAAACUCGGACGACCGCACGCUCUAUGACCUCGCCAACUUCCUAAAGACCAUCGCGCUGAGCGGCGUGGACGACGUGCGCUCGGUGUUGGAGAACUACGCGGCCGAGGACGACCCCGUCGACGCCUUCAAACGCAGGCAGGCCCAGCUGGCACAGGAGGAGGAGCAGCGGGUGGGUGAGUGGUCGCAGCAAAAGAACUCUGGUUUGUCUCUGGGCUCCAUCGCAUCGCGCUUUUGGCGCUCCAAGCAGCAGUGAGCGAGCCAAGAAACUCUGCUUUUCUCGGGGUGACGAGAGCUUUUGCUGGCCCCUCCCCCUCAGAGGAACAGACCUUCUGAUUGGACAAAGGAGAGAAAGGGAGACGGGCUGGCGGUCGCUCUUUAAGAUCUGACCCGAGAUCUACCGAACUACAUCAAUGCCGUCCGUCACGGCAACCACAACAAAGAUGGUGGCCGAGUGUGGCUGAUGAUGUCAUCGCGAGAGGGCGCCGCAGCUGUCUAUCAUGUGACCACUUCCUGUCAUCGCCCUUUUUGUUGUUUUUUUCUAUUUAUUAACUUAGGUUUCCACGCCAGCUUGACUUUGCGUCUUUGUGCUCUUCAAGGUCUUCCUGUCUUGUUCUUCUCUUGCUUGCGGUCGCUUGUUGCAGAUCAUGUGAUGUGGACGUACGAUGACUUCUUCAAUUAAAGAAAAAACCAAGCUCCUACUCUUCUUUUUAUUUUCUUUCUCGAGUGGAAACUCCAUGUCCAAAUUCGGUCAAUUUCAAGCAGAAACCUAAUUUAGUCAGUUUUGGUCAAAACGUCCAAAUUAGGUCAGUUUUGGUCAAAACCUCAUAGUCAAAAUUGAUUUUGGAUAAAAACCUCUCAUGGCCAAAUUUGGUGACACUGUUUAUUUGUCACUCCCACUUGGUUUACUGCAAAACUGACAUGGGAAGAAUAAUAAAAUUGAAUUUAGUAUAUUUCAACCAAACCAUAUAAUAACAAAAGUGCUAACAUGGAAUGUGAAAUAGCAUAGUCCUAGUCACAUGACUUGGACUGGAGUCCUAAAUUGGAUGACUUCCGACUCGACUUGAGAACAUGUUGAAAGACUUGCAACUCCACUUGGACUUGGACAGCAGUGACUCGUGACUUCACUUGGACUUGGACCUGAACCCUUUGACCUGAAAAGACUUGCUUCUUUGACCAAUCUCCGUAGCGUUCUCUCGUUACAACUUCCUCCGCGACUUGUCAACGUUAGCAUGAGCAGCUAGCUUUGUGCAAAUGUUUACAUUUGUCGUGUCCUUUUCUUCGCCUCUGUUUGAUGUAAUAUUUUUCCAUAGUGCCCUCUAGUGUUCUGACUCGCAUACACCAGUUGGAUAAAAUUGCACCUUUAUUACAAGAUGACAAA
Messenger RNA from Phyllopteryx taeniolatus (common seadragon), 2449 nucleotides. It is a transcript of the gene timm50, whose product is annotated as translocase of inner mitochondrial membrane 50 homolog (S. cerevisiae). The coding region runs from base 167 to 1324 and encodes 385 amino acids. The record is from RefSeq and is a predicted model, not a curated record. Gene Ontology annotation, molecular function: phosphoprotein phosphatase activity. The transcript has 11 exons. Lineage: Eukaryota; Metazoa; Chordata; Actinopteri; Syngnathiformes; Syngnathidae.